AACAUUCUUGUGCAUCACGCAUAUUUGGCAUUUUUCUCUUAUUCAUUCUCACCCCUGUAACAGGGUUUAAGCUUUUUCACCCAAAACCACUCGGAAAACCUCCCAAAAUCUCGUCAAUCUCUCUCUCCGCGGCAAUCUGCAUCCCUCCAGAUGGCAGUGGAUGCGGAUUUCCUCGUCAGCGGAAAGAGAUUCCCUCCAGGGUUCAGAUUCCACCCCACCGAUGAGGAGCUCGUGCUUUACUAUCUCAAGAGGAAGAUUUGCUGUAAAAGACACCAUCCCGACGUCGUCUCUGAGAUCGAUGUCUACAAGUGCGACCCCGAGGAUUUGCCUGUGAUGUCGAAACUGCAAACUGGUGAUAGACAAUGGUUCUUCUUCAGUCCCAGAGACCGGAAACAUUUAAAGGGAGCAAGGUCGAACAGGGUGACCGGGUGUGGUUACUGGAAGGUGACGGGGCAGGACCGUACCAUCUCAUAUGAUUCUCGUCUUGUUGGGAUAAAGAAGACUCUGGUGUUCUACAGAGGUCGUGCGCCUAAAGGAGAGCGCACGGAUUGGGUGAUGCACGAAUAUUCCAUGGCUGAGGACGAGUUCAAACGAUGCCAGGAUGCUAAGGAAUACUACGUGCUGAACAAAGUCUACAAGAAAAGUGGCCCCGGUCCAAAAAAUGGUGAGCAGUAUGGCGCACCCUUUAGGGAAGAGGAGUGGGAUGAUGAUCUUGAAGUUCAGUGCUCCAUUGAGCCGGAGAAACCAACAAAGAAAGCUCAUGAAACUGUUGAUUGUCAACAUCAGUCCUCAUUAGAUGCUCUUGAGGAAAUAGUGGAACGAAUAGCAAAUGAGCCCGAUUCCGUUCAGCCACCGGUUGUUGAUUGCGAGUAUACUCUGGAUCAGUUUCUCGAUGAGGAGGAAACUGAGAGUACAUUAGUUCACCAUUCUUCUGUUGAUGUGUCUGCACCAGUGGUUUAUCCAGCUCAUUGUGCCCUUACUGAGACAACUCGAUUACAGUUGCAAGCAGCACCUGAGCUUUCCUAUGACACAUUCAUUAAUACGGAAGAUCCUAAUGUGACCGGGGAGGACUUCCUCAAAGAUUAUCUUGAAAUGGAUGAUCUAGAUUCAGACCCAACCACACAAAAUCUUAAUAACUGGGGGAAUAAUUUUGGGAGUCUGCAGUUUGAGGGUUUAGAUGAUGAUUUGAGCAUUCUGUAUGAAGACGCUUCUUCUUUCCUUAAUGAGCCUGUUGAGCCCUGGCAUUUUCCCCAGCCAUCUUUGAAUAACUUUGAGAAUGGAGCCAUGGACCCGAGUCCAAGCUCAUAUCAAAGUUAUGUGAUGCAGCAACAAAAUACUAGCAGUUUAGAUGGAGCGAGCUCUCAAAUGUGGAGGGGUGAGCCUACUUACAGUGUAGUGUCCACACCGGAAGUUAAUCAGGACGUCAAUGCACCAUCAACUUCAGGUGCAAUGUAUCAAAACCAAAACAACAGUUUUGUAAAUCAUCCUACUGGGGGGAACGAGAAAGGGGAGGGCGAGCAGGGUGGUGAUAUGGAGUCAUGGUUCUCCUCUGCCGUUUGGUCUUUUGUAGAGUGUAUACCGACAUUCCCCGCUUCGGCUUCUGAAGUUUUUUUGGUAAAUGGGGCGUGUGAGCGAAUGUCUAGCUUAAGCUGGGUAAGAGUUGAUGCCAGAAACACUGCAGCUCCAAGAAAUUCUGGCAAAUCCGGAAUUGGUUUCUUAUGUUUUUCUUUACUGGGAGUAAUACGUGAUAUUCUAUGGCUGCUGACUGGAAUCUCAAAGAGAGUUUACACUACUUGUAGCAUACACAUGUAAUUAUUUGCUGUGCCUCAUUGAAUUGCCGAAAUUUUUGGUAAAUCAAAAGCAGUUGGAAAUAGUACUGUAUAUAUUUAUUAAUUUCAUGA
Messenger RNA from Salvia hispanica, 1901 nucleotides. Its product is annotated as NAC domain-containing protein 17-like. Gene Ontology annotation, molecular function: DNA binding. The record is from RefSeq and is a predicted model, not a curated record. Gene Ontology annotation, biological process: regulation of DNA-templated transcription. NCBI's taxonomy places the organism in Eukaryota, Viridiplantae, Streptophyta, Magnoliopsida, Lamiales, Lamiaceae.